AUUGCAUUUUUUUAGGAAUCGAGCGAAACGCAUUUAGAAAAUGUCCUCCAAUACAGAAGACUUCAAUGCCGACGAAUUGCAGGCACCAGAAUGGAUGAAUGACGAUUUCUUCUUAAAAGUCUUGACAAGCUGUGAAGGCAAAGGAACUAAAAUAAAAAUGCGUAGUGCAAAAAUUUCACCAGCCUCCAUGAAGGGUGAUCACUAUGCCAGUGUAAUGUUUCGCGCGCAACUGGACUAUGAAUUGGAGGGCGUGCACAAGUCCAAAUCUGUGAUUAUGAAAACGAUGCCUGAAAACGACGGGCACAAGAAGGAAAUGUUAGGCAAGACGGAUAUUUUCGAAAAAGAAAUCAUCAUGUACACGGAAGUGUUACCACGUUUCGAAAAGAUUUUGCGCGCCGUGGGCGAUGACACAGUGCUCAAGGCACCCUGUUUAUAUCACGCUUUGCAACCGAAGAAAAUAAUUGUCUUCGAAGACUUAGUACCUAAGGGCUAUGAAGUGGUGCGAGGCCGCACACUCAACGCGGACGAAGUGAAGGCCGCAUAUGCCAAGUUGGCAAAGUGGCAUGCCAUAAGCUACAAAAUCAAUUUGGAGGAGCCGCACUAUUUUGACAAGUUCGAGCGUGGCAUGCUCAGUAUGUCCAACGUAGCAGAGGAGCGUUUCGUAACAGAUGGUAUUACCAACUUCGUUAAUAUGCUGAGACAAACACCUUCGCUACAUGAAUAUUUGCCAUACUUUGAGGCCCUAGAGCCGAAACUUUUAGAAAAAUGUCGUGCAUCGUUCGUUGAGUUUCGUGAAGCACCUCAACCGAAUUCACAGUAUGUGCUUUGUCAUGGUGACUUUCAUUCCAAAAAUAUGAUGUUUAAGCACAAUAAAGAAACUGGCGCAUUGGUGGAUGUUUUGCUCUUGGAUUUUCAAAUCGGCUAUGUUGGUCCAAUUGUGAACGAUUUGAUAUAUUCACUUUACUGCAUUUUGGAUGCAAAUCUGCGCUUGCAAUUUCCAGCUUUUUUGUACAGUUAUUUCACCAAUUUCAUCGAUACUUUAAAAAAAAUUGGUUUCAAGGGCCCACUGCCGACCAUCACACAACUACAUGCGCAGCAUAGACGCCACAAGUGCUUCGAGUUCUUCCUCUUAACCACUUUUUUGCCCAUGUGGUUCGCAAUAGAAGAAAAGGCCGAGGUUGAAGCGCUGAUGACGUCCGAAGAAUUUCGUCGCAAUAUGUACAAGUUAAAGGGCUACGUGGAGUACUUGGAGGAACUUUUGCCGCGUUUGUUGCAUUUGGGUUACUUUGAUGAUAAAAUGUCCUCCAAUACAGAAGACUUCAAUGCCGACGAAUUGCAGGCACCAGAAUGGAUGAAUGACGAUUUCUUCUUAAAAGUCUUGACAAGCUGUGAAGGCAAAGGAACUAAAAUAAAAAUGCGUAGUGCAAAAAUUUCACCAGCCUCCAUGAAGGGUGAUCACUAUGCCAGUGUAAUGUUUCGCGCGCAACUGGACUAUGAAUUGGAGGGCGUGCACAAGUCCAAAUCUGUGAUUAUGAAAACGAUGCCUGAAAACGACGGGCACAAGAAGGAAAUGUUAGGCAAGACGGAUAUUUUCGAAAAAGAAAUCAUCAUGUACACGGAAGUGUUACCACGUUUCGAAAAGAUUUUGCGCGCCGUGGGCGAUGACACAGUGCUCAAGGCACCCUGUUUAUAUCACGCUUUGCAACCGAAGAAAAUAAUUGUCUUCGAAGACUUAGUACCUAAGGGCUAUGAAGUGGUGCGAGGCCGCACACUCAACGCGGACGAAGUGAAGGCCGCAUAUGCCAAGUUGGCAAAGUGGCAUGCCAUAAGCUACAAAAUCAAUUUGGAGGAGCCGCACUAUUUUGACAAGUUCGAGCGUGGCAUGCUCAGUAUGUCCAACGUAGCAGAGGAGCGUUUCGUAACAGAUGGUAUUACCAACUUCGUUAAUAUGCUGAGACAAACACCUUCGCUACAUGAAUAUUUGCCAUACUUUGAGGCCCUAGAGCCGAAACUUUUAGAAAAAUGUCGUGCAUCGUUCGUUGAGUUUCGUGAAGCACCUCAACCGAAUUCACAGUAUGUGCUUUGUCAUGGUGACUUUCAUUCCAAAAAUAUGAUGUUUAAGCACAAUAAAGAAACUGGCGCAUUGGUGGAUGUUUUGCUCUUGGAUUUUCAAAUCGGCUAUGUUGGUCCAAUUGUGAACGAUUUGAUAUAUUCACUUUACUGCAUUUUGGAUGCAAAUCUGCGCUUGCAAUUUCCAGCUUUUUUGUACAGUUAUUUCACCAAUUUCAUCGAUACUUUAAAAAAAAUUGGUUUCAAGGGCCCACUGCCGACCAUCACACAACUACAUGCGCAGCAUAGACGCCACAAGUGCUUCGAGUUCUUCCUCUUAACCACUUUUUUGCCCAUGUGGUUCGCAAUAGAAGAAAAGGCCGAGGUUGAAGCGCUGAUGACGUCCGAAGAAUUUCGUCGCAAUAUGUACAAGUUAAAGGGCUACGUGGAGUACUUGGAGGAACUUUUGCCGCGUUUGUUGCAUUUGGGUUACUUUGAUGAUUAAUAAAUCUUCGAUCUAAUAUGUAAUGGAAAAUGUAAAAUAUGUGAAUUUGUAUAUAUGAAUUUCUUGGAUAUUAAUAUAAU
Molecule: messenger RNA, 2634 nt
Organism: Anastrepha obliqua
Lineage: Eukaryota; Metazoa; Arthropoda; Insecta; Diptera; Tephritidae
Exons: 8
Coding region: 41-2554 (837 amino acids)
Source: RefSeq, a predicted model, not a curated record